This is a messenger RNA of Aspergillus pseudonomiae, 693 nucleotides long. RefSeq lists its product as uncharacterized. The annotation marks the transcript as partial. Lineage: Eukaryota; Fungi; Ascomycota; Eurotiomycetes; Eurotiales; Aspergillaceae. The record is from RefSeq and is a predicted model, not a curated record. The transcript has a single exon.
GAUGAACCUUGAAGGCGAAUACAACGGGUUCUUGGUGCAGUGGAUCGAACUGCUCGUCUCCACCAUCAUCAUCAUCCUCAUAGUGGAGGUCAUCCGUAGAAGACUGAUCCGUCUCGACGAUCAACGUGCACGCCGUCAUGGACUACAGGAUGCCAGGGAGCCUAUUGCGUUCAGAAUCAUCCAUGUUUGAAUGGCUGUGACACUACUCUUGAUCGGCGUUCCGUUGCGAAUUACCCUGGUUGAUAUCGUCAUUCAGUAUGGUAAGUUUGUAUAGUAUAUGUCUUCUUGUCGAAAUGUUGAGAGGCUGAUCAGAUUGACAGAGAGGACUAAUACAUUUCUACCUUUGGGGGGAUCAUUGAAUGGAUUGAAUGGAUUGAGUGGAAGGGAUCCGAGAACGGGUCACUUUUUGGCCCCCAAGAAGAAACAAGCAAUGCCUCACAAUCUAAAUGCAAGGUGAUUGGGGUGUUACAUAGUCAAGCCUUGAGAAAUGGAAUUACCGAUACCGCCGCGAAUGAAGAUCUUCCAAUGCAUUACUGCAAUGGCGAUAGCUUCCCCUCCGAUUGGCAAAUGCCUCCUGCAUGUCGAUUCCAGCGUCAGCUCAGCAAUCGCUAAGCGCCUUUCUGUCAGAGAAUCUGACACUAAAUAAAAUAAAUAAGUAAAUAAAUUUGACAGAGAGCCCCCCACACCCCGACC